CAACGAUUCCGAUGGCCUGACCUCAUCACCGACGUCACAAGUUAUUGCGAUUCUUGCGAAGUUUGCCGACGAAACAAACCCCCCAACCGCAACCCCUACGGCGAGCUGCACCCGAUGCCGAUCCCGCAGGAACCCGGUCUCUCCAUUGCCAUGGAUGUCACCGGACCAUUCCCCCGCGACCGCCUCGGACACGACGGCAUCCUCACUGUCGUGGACCAAUUGAGUAAGUACGCGCGUUUUCUCCCUUGCAAGUACUACUCCACGGCUCCCGAGUUGGCACGCCUCCUGCACACCGGCUGGAUUUACGGCCAUGGUCUACCGGAAGACAUAGUCCGCGACCGCGACACUCGCUUCAUGUCGGCAUUUUGGACUGCACUCAUGCAGGAGUUCGGCACAAAGAUGAAGCCAAGUUCGGCUCGGCAUCCACAGACAGACGGGCAGACGGAGCGGGCACAUCAAACCGCUCAAAUGAUGCUUCGUACGCUCAUCCGUCCGGACCAAAAAGAUUGGGUUGACCGCCUCCCCGACAUCGAGUUUGCCUACAACACUUCGGUGCCGCUUGCUCUCCCGCUUUCGUCCGGAAGUACAGGGAAUUGCUGGCUCAAGCCCACGCGGAUAUGCAAAAGGCUCCGCAUGCAGCAGCAAGCCAACAGGCAUCGCGAGCCACGUCCCAUCCGCGCCGGCGACCUGGUUUGGGUUUCCGCGAAAGAGUUUGCACUGAAACAGGAGGUCUCACGCAAACUGCUUCCCAAGUGGUUUGGACCAUGGCCCGUAACAUCAGCCGCAGGCGAUGAGCCCGAUGGCCCUUCAUUUGUGAUCAACAUCCCCCCGCAUCUGACGGUCCAUCCAGUCUUUCACGCCUCAAAGCUGGCAACAUACACGCCAACUAAGAGCGACGACUUUCCGGGCCGACGAUCGCAGGACCCUCCUAUGGACGGUCAUCAGGAAGUUGACCACGUCAUCACCGAUCGCAAGUACGGCAGCAAGCCUCGACAGUACAAAGUUACAUUCAAAGCCUGUGAUCGCGACCACACUCGGUGGAUUUCAGGAGCAGAUUUGAAAGCAUCCGCACCGCUGAUCUACGCGCAUUACGAGAAGCAAAGGUUAGCUCAGGAAGCUUCACAACCGGCCCCUCCCACCCGGACUGUGGUCCCUCCCUCAGACAGACAGCUUCGUCCUUGCAGGUCGCUGAAGUGCAGUCCAAGCUAUGGCGCCCAGAGUUCAAGAUCACAGGGGUACAAUUUGGGCACGGUCAAGGAACAAGCAGUCCAGCAAUUCAUCAAAGAACCAAACACCAUCCGGAGCUGGCUGAGAACUCUGGAACAAACAGCGAUUCGCACGAGGAAAGGGGCCCAAACAGAUAAUAAACGAACACUGGAAGAUGUGGGGGACAAAGGAAACCAGGAAGGACUCAAGAAGAGGAAGGCGACAGAAGCCGGAGGAAGGGAGGGAGCAUCCACUCCCCCUACUGAGAUUGAAGAGGAGGGCAAGGCCACAGAUGCAAGGGGUACGGAUUCUGAGCAGGGUGGGGAGGGGAGCAGCGUAGAAGGUGGAAGUUCUACGACGGGCAGUGAAGAAGGGUCUACACAGUCGCUGCAAUGGCUCAGGGAGUAUGUGGAUAAGGUUAAGAGGGAAAGGGAGCAUGCCUUUGACAUCCGAGCAGCGUGCCUGAAACACACUGAGAGAUCCCAGACAAGUGGCAAAAAAGGGCUGCUUGGGGGGGUGGGGAUCUCCAAUAACCAGUUUGACGCGUUCAGGAAGGUCAAAGCUGAGGAACCGUCAGAAUACACAGUGUUUCGCUAUGCUGAAAAGAAAAGGGCAAGGGAGCAGGGGCCGAAGGAUAAAGACAGAACUGUUCCUGAGUCCAAAGAUGAGUUCCAGGAUCUGCGUCCUAGGAAGUGGAAAUCAGGAAAGAACCAGAAAAAGAAGAAUCCGGAUACAAUGCAAGCAGAUUCCCCCGAGGACUCAGAACACACGCUGCUGGAAAAAGAAGCGGCGGUUGUCCUGGCCCAAACUGACGAGCUAAAAAAGUUGAAUGAAGAGUACGCCUCAGAAUUCAUCACGAUCUCACACAUUGCCAGGGACCAGGCACCCUUGGUAGUGGAAACAGCCCAAUCCUCUCGCCUGACGCUGAUGAACAUCCGCCCGCUGAUCGCAGCUAGGUAUAUGGAAAAAAUAGAGGAAUGGCAGAUUGCUACAGACGUUUCUUUCCAGAUUCCUUGCUUCGAGGAAGGCCAGAAUGUGGCAGACAUUCUCCGGGAAAAGUUGGUCAAGUCGGGUAUCCUGGAGUGGGAUGGAGAUCUCGAUCCCGUGGCAUACCCAGCAGACUGGGACAAGUUCUACAGGAGUGAGGGCUCAGAUGAUGAUUUGCAGGGAUGGCAAUCAGACAUGGAAAAAGAAGAUGCUCAAGGAUCUGAGCUGGACAAAUCCAACGAGGAGAGGGAAGGUUUCUCGCAAACUGAAUACCAGGGAACGAAGUUGGGCAAGGGUAUAGGACGGACCGCAGAGAGGGAAGGAUCUGGGGAUGAUCCCAUGGGGGAGGAUACGUGGGGGGGAGUACCAUCUCAGGCCACCUCUCCUAGAACCACAGUGAUGCCGAACCAUGGAAUACAACCGAAAUGGAGGAGAUCAAAAGAUUGGCGAAUGCGAGGGGGGGUUCGGAAGACUGGAGAGACCAAGGGAUUGCUAUUAGGAGUUGGAACGUUAACGGUUUGGGGAAUGUCAUAGACAGAGAAGAAAAAUGGAAUGAUAUUCUCACCGGGUUGAUGUUGAACAACAGAUCAGCUGCAGAUAUUAUAAUGUUUCAAGAGACGCACCUCUCCUUUUCCCCGAAACACAACCGGAUCCGGAAAUUCAUUGCAAGAAAAAUGGGAGGCAUAAGAGACGAAAUAUGGGCAGCAGACAUACUCAAAUACGAAAGGAACAGCCAUCUUAAUCCCUAAGUCAUCCCGUUUCUACGUGGCAGGAAGCGUUCUGAGAAAGGCACAUCUCCAAGAGGGUAGAUGGUGCCCCAUGCACCUUAAGUGGAACGAAGACAGUUCCUCCUGUACAGCAUCUAUGCUCCAAACGAAUCAACGCAAAGAACAUCC
Chara braunii is the source of this 3089-nucleotide messenger RNA. The record is from the annotation of a GenBank genome assembly. NCBI's taxonomy places the organism in Eukaryota, Viridiplantae, Streptophyta, Charophyceae, Charales, Characeae.